ACAAGGCUACAACCACCACUGCUCCCUCAGAAUGAUAGUGACACUGGGGAAGAGGAGAGUGAUUAUGAAAAUGAGGUUGAAAGCCAAUUGUUAGCAAGAUGAUGAUUAAUGAAGAAUUGCAUGCAAGUUGGGACCAGUCAACCGGAUGUAUUGUCCACCACGAUGUUGAGCACACAAGGCUACAGAGUGUCCGCAUUCCAAUUGACUGAGGAGAUUUCAGUUUUUACUGAAAGUAAUGAGAGGGAGUGGAGGCAAGGAUUGGUGGUGGUGGUGGAUUGGAUCUGCCCAUCAGGGGGAGAGAAAACCAGGAUUAUGCUGAUGGGAUAACUUCUACUGGUGGUAGGUGGCAAGACAUGUCCUUCUCUCAAGGGAGGCAAGGUAGUGGCGGGCGUACAGGAUAUGGUGCUGGUGGUGGAAGAACAUUGGCUUUUGGUCAAGCUUUUGGAGGAAGCUAUUGGUCCGGUCAAUUGCGAGGAGCAGGUGGAUAUUCUGGGAAGAUUGCUCCAUCAAUUAAAGGUUCCCAAAUGGAUGCUUCAAGCUGCAUAGUCAGUCUUAACCAUGGGGUGCGUGCUUAAAUAAUCAUAGUAGUAAAUGACUGGAGGAGGUGACUAAUUUUUAGCAAAUUCUGGUUUUGUUUCUAAAAUUAUAGUAAACCGGACCAUAUGUU
This is a messenger RNA of Rubroshorea leprosula, 667 nucleotides long. The record is from the annotation of a GenBank genome assembly. NCBI's taxonomy places the organism in Eukaryota, Viridiplantae, Streptophyta, Magnoliopsida, Malvales, Dipterocarpaceae.